Molecule: messenger RNA, 1035 nt
Organism: Dovyalis caffra
Lineage: Eukaryota; Viridiplantae; Streptophyta; Magnoliopsida; Malpighiales; Salicaceae
Source: the annotation of a GenBank genome assembly
AUGGCGGCCUCUUCCAAAACAAUAAUGGAUUUCCUCCAACCCGCCAAGCGCCGUAAACUCUCUUCUUCUUCUCCUUCCCCGACAGAUCCCUUAAAUCUCUUAACCAAAACCGUCUCCACAAAAUCAACCCCCAAUUCCCCCUCCACCGACCUCACUCCUGGCCAAAAAUCCCGCAUCGAAUUUAACAGACUACGCGCCAAAUCCAAACGCAACCUCAAACUCUGUUCUCAAUUAGUCUCCAAUCCCAAAGGUUCCUCUGGUUAUGUGAAAUUAGAGAAACUAUUGGUUGAGGACACGUGGCGAGAAGUGCUACCAGGGGAAUUACAGAAGCCGUAUUUUAAGAAUCUGUGUAAAUUUGUGGAAAGUGAGAUUAGUAAUGGGAGUGUAGCUAUAUACCCACCGCAGCAUUUGAUUUUUAAUGCCUUGAAUUCGACUCCGUUUGAUACGCUUAAGGCUGUUAUUAUCGGACAGGAUCCUUAUCACGGUCCUGGUCAAGCUAUGGGGCUUUCUUUUUCUGUGCCUGAUGGGGUUACGGCACCUUCUAGUCUUGUUAAUAUUUUCAAGGAACUUGAGCAGGAUUUGGGGUGUUCGAUUCCUUCUCACGGGAAUCUUGAAAAAUGGGCUAUUCAGGGUGUUCUAUUGCUCAACACUGUUCUCACUGUUAGGAAUCACCAAGCAAAUUCUCAUUCAAAGAAAGGAUGGGAGCAAUUCACUGAUGCUGUUAUCAAAACAAUUUCACAGAAGAAGGAAGGAGUUGUCUUUCUUCUAUGGGGUAACUCAGCUCAGGCGAAAUCCAAGUAUACUACAGUUGAAUCACCUGGCACCAAAGCAUGCAUUAGGCGGGAUAUGUGUUCUCCAAAUGGUAAACACUUCUGUUUGCUGUGUCACCUUGCUGCAAACCUAAAUCCCGCCUUACUAUGCACAGAUUUUGGCAUUCUAAUUGAGCUGAAAUUCCAUGGAAUGUCAUUUACCUUGAUACGGACAACUAAAAAUUCAAGGAAAAGCAGGAUUGAAGAUCAAAGGAAUGUAGAAUAA